This is a messenger RNA of Equus quagga, 4355 nucleotides long. It is a transcript of the gene SYSRN, whose product is annotated as coiled-coil domain containing 201. Bases 2031 to 2819 code for a protein of 262 amino acids. The record is from RefSeq and is a predicted model, not a curated record. NCBI's taxonomy places the organism in Eukaryota, Metazoa, Chordata, Mammalia, Perissodactyla, Equidae. The transcript has 3 exons.
UGUCUCAUUGCAUUAGCUAGGACUUCCAGUACAAUGUUGAAAAGCAGUGGUGAAAGGGGACAUCUUUGCCUUGUUCCUCAUCCUAUUGGGAGAGCUUCAAGCUUCUCACCAUUAAGUGUGAUUUAGUUGUAUGUUUCCUGUAGAUGCUCUUUAUCAAGUUGGGGAAAUUCUCCUCUAUUCCUGUUUACUGAGAAUUUUUAUCACGAAUGGUGUUGGAUUUUUGUCAAAUGCUUUUCCUGCAUCUAUUGAUAUGAUCAUGGGACACUUCCGUAGCCUGUUGAUGUCAUAGAUUACAUUAAUUGAUUUUUGAGUGUUGAACCAGCCUUGUAUACCUGGAGUAAAUCCCACUUGAUCAUGGCAUAUAUUUCUUCUUAUACUUUGUUAGAUUCAAUUCGCUAAUAUUUUGCUGAGGAUUUUUGCAUCUAUGUGCAUGAGAGAUAUUGGUGUGUAGUUUUCCUUUCUUGUAACAUCUUCAUCUGGUUUUGGUAUUUGGUAAUGCUGGUGUCACAGAAUGGGUUAGAAAUGAUUCCCUCUGCUUCUAUCUUCUGGAAGAUUGUAGAGAAUUAGUAUCAUUUCUUCCUUGAAUGUUCAGUAGGAUUCACCAGUGAAUCUGUGUGGACCUGGUGCUCUCUGUUUUGGAAGGUAUUUUGACAGUUUAUCUUUGCAAAUUUUGAUAAUUUUAAAGCAGUUCUUUUGCUGUAGUAUUUAGCACUUAUUUGAUUGCUAAUGAAGUUUCCAGGUUUGUUCUUCUCUGUGGUGUUUUACAAACAGUACCAGCCAUUAGCCUCUUAUUUAUAACUUGGGGUUAAAGGCAACUUUGAGCAUAUUGGUUGUGUCAAAACUGUGCUAAGAAUAUACAUGUGGGAUAUGGGAUUGUAAAGUCAAUGGGCCACAGGAGUAGAUGAGAAUGAUGCUUACAAGGAAAAAAGGUUAUUAUGCUCCCAGAUCCUAGAGACUGGAGGUGUGGCAUGCCACGCAGGGCCACAUGAAGAAGCUCCUCAGUGGUCAGGAGGCCAAAAAGAGGAGUGGGAGGAGAGCUGAGGCCACAGCCUUUAUUAAGGUUUUCACAGAAAAGGCAGGCCAGGUGAACAGUUUAGGACUGGCUGGUUUGAACAAUUCUAGAGGGCUCUAAGCUAUCGCAGUGGUCUCUAGUUGCCUGGCACCUGCCCUGGGGUGACUAAGGCAGAGGAAUAUUGCCUCCUGGGGACACAGACCAGAGAGGGGACGUCUGGCUUUGCGUUGGUCAGUUUGCAUAUCACAGGCAUGCUCCCGCUGGGCCCUUUGCUGUCUCUAAGGAGUGGCUGGCCCAGGAGGGGCAGUCUCUUCCCAGCUAGAAAGGGUUUAGGACGUCAAAACAUCAUAACAUACAGAAAAUAAAAAUGCAUACAGUACAGAAACGACAAAUAGUUCAUUGUGCUGGAGUUCAGAAAAAGACACUGGCGUGAGGCGGGACUGGGGAACUCCGGUGGAGGAUGGCGCCUGGCACAGCAUGGGCAGGUAUAGCGACUUGGUGCAGCGACUUGCUGAGUGUUUAUCUCGUGCGGAGCAUCGCACUGAAGAUCUCCUACACGUGAUCAUAAAGCUCGGCGAGGUGGCUCUCAUUGGCACCUUCAAAAUGACCAGAGGCAGCUUCUGAACCAGCUCUUCCUAUGCCGAGAGCAUUGUUUGUGACCCGGAAGGCAGGUUUCAGCGUGGCAGACCAGCGGGCAUGUGCGUGCCUGCAGCUUGGACCUGAAUGAUGCUAGGAUUUGCCUCUCCAGGGCCUCACCUGCACAGUGAGGGGAUUUGGGUUCCGUGGUGCAGAGCUGAGAGGGUCAGUAAAAAGACCGUGCGGUGGGCUCUCAGAAGGGACCUGGGCUUGGAGGGGGUGGGGCCAGUUGGCCUGGAGACCAUGAUGUGAGCCAGCCCCUCCCCCUGACCCCCACACUUCUCCCCAGAGGGCUGCCCAGUGUGCUGGGGAAGGGCACUGGUGACAGGUGACCCUAUGUGCCAGACUUAUGUGACUCUAGACACACAGUGCAGAUUUCACAAUGUUUUUACUCACAAACACACACAGAAGAGCCUUUCACUGUGCUCAAGGCAGUGUGCCCAAGUGCCAGGAAGUCAGGGGAACCCCGGGGUCAGGAGGUCAGGGGAACCUGGGGGUGGCGUGGUGCCGGAAGAAAACAUCAGGACACUGGACAGCACGGUGUCCAGUGCGCCCACCUGACUCAUACCAGGCCUUAGGACAAACUCUUUCCCUCUGUUGCUCUCAGUUUCCCCACCUGGAAAAUGCUGGACUGAAUCAGUUCCCCGAGUCGGGCUCCUCUGAGGAUGGGAGCCCUUCUUCAGUGACGCGUUGGCCGUCCUCCAGACCCAUUCUAAAGCGCAGCACUGCCCAGAGCAGGCACAGGAGGCCAUCGGGCCAGGUCCCCUACUGGCAGGGAAGGGGCCCUGCACGUGGGUCCCUGUUGCCUGCACGCUAUUCCUGGGACCUGUCGUCCUCCUCAGCCGCCCUCCAAGAGAGGCGGCUUUCCACGGUCGGGGCCUCAGGGGAAUCCACUGGGAGGCUAGAGCCCGACUUGGACCCCUGGGAUCCUGGGGAGGACCCGCUUGAGCCAGCCUCGGUCACCCACCAGCGUCAACAGAGGGAGUCCCCCCCAGCGAGGAGCCGGCCACGGAAAUUGGGACUGCCUGGGAUCCCAGACACAGCCAGGAGGCAGCGUCGGGACCUGGAGAAGCUGGCAGCUGAGAUGGAGCGAGUGAGGCAGUGGGAGAUCCGCCUUCUUCAGAACAUUGAAGAAGCCGUCCAGCACGAACUCACCAUCGACGACGACUGAGUGCCUGGCACAGGGGCCAGGAAGCGAACGUGCACAGGAGCCGCUCCCCAGCCGGACUUGCCCCUCUAUCUGUGAACACCGUGCCCUCAGGGCUUGCCCCACGUCCAGCCUUGACCUCUGUGUGCCUCUCCGGUGAGGUGGGGGGAACUUGGUGAAGAUCUCCUCACUCAGAUCUGAAAUGUAGCUCUCAGAGGCACCAACUGAGAAGAGGGUACAGGGGGCAGAGGUGCAGACAGGUGAGGUGGGAGCUCACAGUGCCACGCCCGGGGUACCCAGAAAAGUGAUGUAAUCCCCCCACCCUGCCUGCGUCCUCCACCCGUGUAGGGAGCCUUCUACUCUGGGAUGACAUGAGGACAUAGGGAACAGGACAAUGUUAUGCAGUGACCCGCCCACCCACUGGCAAGGCCUGGGGCUUCACACUAGUGGGCCAUAGGGUGUCGCUGUGGGAAAGGCCCAAAGCCAUGGCCCGUGACUAGAAGGCGCUCUGGGGGUCUGUGGGCACUGGUUUUGUUUUUUUAGUGGGGAGGGAGGGGGGGCUAGAAGGAUAUAACCUCCUGCAGUAGCACGGGACCAACUCCUGCCCCGUCCUCUCCAGUGUUGAGCUCACUGCUUUAAAUAAGGAUCCCACUGAAGGGAUGGAGGUGCUGCUGACCGCGUACCGUAAGGAAGAAGAGACGGGUACCCAGGGGCUUCAGUUAACAUGGAAAACCAACAUCAAACCUCCCAGGUCCGAACAUGUCAGACACGUCUUUUUGUGGGCACGUCAUGGUUAUAAACAGAGUUAGAUUUUAUCUUGUAAAUGUUUUCAUCCCCACUUUAUCUAAAAAAAUUUUUCCCCCUUCUAAAAACCAAGAAUACUUACAUUUCCAGUCGCAUCCUGUGCCUCCUCCAGGGCCCCUCCUCCAGGCCUGUUGGCCAUGGCCUGACUUUUCUCAGGGAUGCAGCUAGAGCUUAUUGCUGGAGCAGAAUCAAACGGAGCACCCUAAACAGAAGCUCAGGCUGGAUGGAAACCACAGGGCACGGGAGAUCCUAUGGGCAGGUGAGGUUAGCAUGCCGUGUUCUAAGAGAUGGGUGAAGUCUCACUCUCGAGCCACAGGAUGGGCAGAGAACUCCAGACCCAGAACUGGUUCUCCCUGGAACCUCAUCUGCAUUUCUUUAGAGGUUUCCAGAAAAGAAGGAAUGAGGAAAUUCUUCACAAGAGGGGUUAGAUGCAGGCUGGGGGCUGCAUUUAUUGGGAUGGUUAUGUCACAUUUCAUCUGCUGAUGUUGUAUGUGUGGAUGAAGUUAUUGACGAGGUAGUAUGUUUCAACAUUUGUAAGUUUACGAGCUAAUUCCUCCUUUAUACGCUAUCAACUUGCUUUUUCCUUUGUGAUAAUUAUCAGGCUUUUAAAAAUGAUAACAGUUUAAUUUUUCAAAUAAAAAGGAUAAAGAAGCAGAAAAACUCCUGUAACUGCAUAACAUAGACAUAAAUGCUUUAGGGUAAUUCUAUCCCAUCUUUAUUAUUAAAAAUAAAAUGUUUUUUAGAAUUAUUUCCAAA